AUGACGACGUCCAUUGUUGAUACUGACUUGGCGCCGGUGACGACGAACGGCACGAACUUGUACCUCUACUACCAAGACGCCCAAGGCCAAAUUGUCGAGACCUAUUCGUCAGAUGGCAAAAGCUGGCAGAAGAGCUCUGACCCAGUGGCUACGAACGCUCGAUCCUCCCCGGCAUCUCCCAUCACCGCUUACUAUGUUGAACAUGACGCCAACUUUAGCAACAAGUCCACGAUCCACGUGUUCUACUUUGACACAGCCAAAAAGCUCAACGAUAGAGUCAAAGAUGUGAGCAGUUCGACGUGGUCAGAUGGGAAAGUGCCAGACGACGUCGCCACCACCCCAAUGGAGGCGAGCCGCCUGACGAGUGGCUCUUUCAAUUCCACCGAGGGUUGGAACCCAGACGGCUCUCAAUGGGUGUAUUUUCACCAGUUCACGGGCAAAUUCGAGCAGCUCACUGAGAUCCGUCGCACUCCAAAGGACCCAGUCCACACUGAAGCUAUCCUGCCGGAGAAGCCCAGUGACUCCUUGUCAGACUCAACACUGGCGGUCUCCCACUACGAGGGAGGAAUCAACCUGUUCUUCCAGGACCAUGACCGCAACGUCGCCUAUUACGCGAACCGGAACAAUAAAUGGCAAGACAGUAAAAUCGUAAUUCCGGCCAAGGACGUCGAGAUCGAGACCCCGAUGGCCGCAGUGAGGAGCCCUGGGUCGAGCGGGACGCAGCGCCUGCUACUUGUUGAUCAGGGCAGCCCCAGACAGAUCCAGCACUACGCAGAUGAAAAGCUGGUGGGUGCCGUGGAGCAGUACUACCCCGGAACGCGGCUUGGUGCAGUGUUGCUGGGGAGCAAAGUCGUGCUGUUCUACAAGCCAGUCAACCCAGCUGGCUCUAUUCGCACGAAGGUCUACGAUGGUGGAGAUUGGAAGGAUGGGGGCGAAGUGGUUCAUGCUUCCUGA
This is a messenger RNA of Lasiodiplodia theobromae, 954 nucleotides long. RefSeq lists its product as uncharacterized. Lineage: Eukaryota; Fungi; Ascomycota; Dothideomycetes; Botryosphaeriales; Botryosphaeriaceae. The transcript is spliced from 4 exons. The coding region runs from base 1 to 954 and encodes 317 amino acids. The record is from RefSeq and is a predicted model, not a curated record.